This is a messenger RNA of Rotaria socialis, 627 nucleotides long. The record is from the annotation of a GenBank genome assembly. Lineage: Eukaryota; Metazoa; Rotifera; Eurotatoria; Philodinida; Philodinidae.
AUGCUGACUACAGUUAUACUCUGCAUUCUUCUCACAUUUACCAAUCAAAUAAAUGGUCGAGUAUUUCAUACAAGGGAAGAUAGUUUAACUAUAAUGCGCGAAAAGUGCGCUAAAAAUCCUUAUGACGAGGAUUGCAUACGAAUUAAACAACAAAUGGAAGAUUUACUUCGUAAAUGUAGUGCUAUGGCGACUCCGGUAUCAGCUUGUAGUGACGUCAAAGGUAAAUUUUGCGCUAUAUGGUCUACAGAAUUGUACUGCUUCAUAUCUAACAACGGCGGUGGGGGUAGUCAGGUGACAACAAAAUCACCAUCAUGGAAUACUGAUCCCGAUUGGAAUCAAAUUCCAUACGAUUCGUAUGAACUAAAAUCGCGUGGAGAUUACUGUGUUACGCAUCAAUCGGAACAAAAAUGUCGUAAUCUCUUAAACGCACUGAAAAUUCGCUAUGACGAAUGUUCUAAACGUCCAAGCACGGAUGCUAGUUGCCAAAGUUUUAAAGUUUCACUUUGUUCAGCUUUUCCGAAAUUUUCUCCGUGUCUUAACGGCAGUAGUGGAAGGAGACGACAAGCAACUCAACUUGAAAAUUCACUUCGCAAGCGCCUACAGGCAUUCAAACGUAAUCAUAAUUAA